Drosophila eugracilis is the source of this 4983-nucleotide messenger RNA. Its product is annotated as probable phosphorylase b kinase regulatory subunit alpha. Gene Ontology annotation, cellular component: phosphorylase kinase complex. The record is from RefSeq and is a predicted model, not a curated record. Lineage: Eukaryota; Metazoa; Arthropoda; Insecta; Diptera; Drosophilidae. Gene Ontology annotation, biological process: glycogen metabolic process. The transcript is spliced from 13 exons. The coding region runs from base 351 to 4448 and encodes 1365 amino acids. Gene Ontology annotation, molecular function: calmodulin binding.
CUUUGUCCACACAUCCAAUGGUCACACUGUGUGACAUUGAGUUGACUUUUGCUUUAGUUUAAUUACAAUAUAAUUCGAUUUAUUCGCAAAUAAGUGAGGAGCCAAGCUUCGAAACUCGCACGGGAGCAGUGCUCCACUUCAUCCGUCGAAUCCCGGGGUGAAUGCGCUGUCUACUCAGCGAAUUCAACGGAUUCUACAGGUUCUAGCGGCCGCGAGGUGUUCCGGGGAGACUUGGGAUUCCUCCUUCUCCACACCGCCGAACCACAACAAACGAUCCAAGCGAUCCCAUCCGAUCUGACAUUAUUCCAUAUCUAUUUCAGAACUGACCGGGAUCUAGAUCCACACCGGCCAUGCGUUCUCGCAGCAAUUCUGGCGUCCGAUUGGACUACUACCAACGCAUCGUACACCGGUUAAUCCUGGCCCACCAGGAACCGGUUACUGGCCUUUUCCCCGCCUCCAAUGUGAAUUCUCAUGCAUGGAUUAGGGAUAAUGUGUACUGCAUCCUGGCUGUUUGGGGCCUGUCUAUGGCGUACAAGAAGAUUGCCGACCAGGACGAGGAUCGUGCCAAAUGCUAUGAGCUGGAGCAAAGCUGUGUAAAGCUGAUGCGCGGCUUGCUCAUGGCCAUGAUGAACCAGAAGGACAAGGUGGAGAAGUUCAAGAUGACUCAGAGUCCCUAUGAUUCGCUACACGCUAAGUACUCCAGCAAGAACGGAUUGCCCGUGGUUGGAGAUGGUGAGUGGGGCCAUCUGCAGAUCGAUGCCGUGUCCCUAUACCUGCUGAUCUUGGCCCAGAUGACAGCCUCGGGUUUGCAGAUUGUCUUCUCUCUGGACGAGGUGUCCUUUAUCCAGAAUCUGGUCUUCUAUAUCGAGUCGGCCUACUCGAUCCCUGACUACGGAAUAUGGGAACGCGGCGACAAGACGAAUCACGGGGAACCGGAGUUGAAUGCCAGCUCCAUUGGCAUGGCCAAAGCGGCGUUGGAGGCCAUGAACGAGCUGGAUCUGUUUGGAGCUCGCGGCGGACCAGCCAGUGUGAUCCAUGUGCUGGCCGACGAGGCCCACAAGUGCCAGGCGGUGCUCCAGUCGAUGCUGCCCCGCGAAUCCAACAGCAAGGAAUUAGAUUCCGGACUGCUGUGCGUAAUCGGCUUUCCCGCCUUUGCAGUGGAUGAUGCCCAACUGAUUCAUAACACCAAGGAUGCAAUUUUAUCCCGCCUGCAGGGCAAGUAUGGUUGCAAAAGAUUUCUACGCGAUGGGUACCGUACCCCAAAGGAGGAUCCCUCCAGACUCUACUACGAACGCUGGGAGCUGCGCAUGUUCGAAAACAUCGAGUGCGAGUGGCCACUCUUUUACUGCUACCUGAUCUUAUUCCACGCCUUCCAGAGCGACAAGCGUGCGGUCGAGGAAUAUGCCAGCAGGCUAGAGAAGAUCAUGGUGCGCUCGGAGGAUGGCAUACUUCUCGUCCCGGAGAGUUAUGCGGUGCCGCAAGAUCUGGUGGGCUUUGAGUACCAGAAGCCUGGUUCCCAGGCCCGCGAAGUCGUCGGUCGAUGUCCCUUUCUGUGGGGCCAAUCCCUGUUCAUCCUCGGACGGUUGCUUCAGGAGGGUUUCCUUGCCGUGGGCGAAUUGGAUCCCUUAAAUCGUCGCCUGGGAGCUCAAAAGAAGCCGGAUGUGGUCGUCCAGGUGGUUAUCAUUGCCGAGGACAACGAGAUCCGCGACAAGCUGGCCGAACACGAUCUGCACGUUCAGACGAUCGCGGAGGUAGCACCAAUUGAGGUGCAACCAGCCCGUGUGCUAAGUCACCUAUACACAUACCUGGGACGUAACCGGAAGUUGGGACUAAGCGGCAGAAAGUCACGGGAUGUGGGCAUCCUCAGCACCAGUAAGCUGUACUCGUUAAAGGAUCGCAUAUUUGCCUUUACCCCGCAGCAUAUCGACUAUGAAGAAUAUUAUACAACACGCGAUCCCGAUUUGCUUGCCAGCAAUUUUACCACAAAUUUAGCAUUCUUGACCAACAAUUGGCGUCACAUGUUGGGCAGGCCGACAAUCACACUAAUGGCAACCCACUAUAUGCUAGAUCAAGACAAGAUACCGCUGGCCAUGAUCCAGACGAUGAGGAAACUAAAGUCGGGCUACAUCAAUGGCACCCGCGUGAUGUUGGGCAGCCUGAAGGACUUCCUCAACACUUCGGCCAUUACGGAUCUGAGUUUUCUGGGCAGCACAGAGGAUGGCUAUCCGGACCGCCUCCACCCUGAUGUCCAGACCUACCUGGAUGAACACCUUCUGCGCUCGUUCAGCAACCGCAGCACCAUGAAUCUGCGAGGUGGACAGCUGCGUCCGAGGACCCUGAGGCGCCGCAUGUCCUGCAAGGGAGCAAUCAAAAAGACGCGCUCUAUUAAUGUGGACUCUGACAACCUGGGCAUGGAGGGACCUUCUCCACUCACCGAACGUCGCCUUUCUUCGAUUGUGCCACCUCCCUGGCUGCAGGCCAACAAGCAGAGUCACGUCAGUGUAUUUGCCACGACCCCGGAGGAGGGACCCGCCAGCUCGCCACUUCAUCUGGGCAACGAACUGUCCGUCCGGGAGAACAUCUAUCCGGUGGAUCCGCAUCACAGCCGCUCGGCGAUCGACAGACGCAGCGAGUUUGUUCGCCAGCAAGAGAUAACAGUGCCCAAAAUUCUCAUACAACGCCAUCGUGCCGAAACCAAUUUCGCGGAUACAGAAGUUGAGGAGCUGAUUGCGAUGCUGCGCGAAACAGAGAAUCUCGAGGAGCAAGGCGAUAUUCUGCAAUAUCUGGUGGACACACAGGGCCUGGAUUUCAAUACGGCUGGCCUGGGAUUCAAGAAUAAAUCGGAAGACAAUGCGAGCCCCAAUGCCAAUAAUGCAGCCGCUGAGCUCGAGCAAGCGUUUGUGGAUGAGGUGGUGCUGGAACUGGCUGGUGGUGGUGGUGCAGGAUGUGCGGGAGGAGCAGGAGGAGCUGGUGGUGCAGGUGAUGGGGCCAAAAAGAGUCCAACAAUUGUCCUGCCCACGGUGAUCAUCGAUGCUGCUACAAUUCCAGCGGCCAUUAGCACCGAUCCGGAUAAUGCCAAUCCUAGUUCCGCCACCGCCAACAGCAAUAUCCAAAGCAUCGGCAACACUAGCAACGUUAGCAGCAGCAGCAGCAGCAACACCAGCAACCACAACAACAUGAGCCCACAUGAGAAUAACCACGAUUCUUCCCAAUCUGAAGGAAUGCUGGAAGAGGGACGCGUAGUGACCGUUCGGGAUCUUCUCAAGGGACUCUACGAGAAGGCUUGCCAGCAGAAGCUCUGGGGACUUGUCCGUCACACGGCCGGAAUGCUUGGCAAACGGGUGGAGGAUCUGGCCAAGGCUGUCACCGAUCUGCUCGUCCGGCAGAAACAGGUCACCGUGGGAAUGCCGCCAAACAACGAGCACACAAUCACGGCACCGCUGCCGGAAGUCGAACUGCGACAACUCAUCCAUGAUGCCUAUGGCGACGAUGAGAGUACAGCGAUGCUGACGCAGGAACUGAUGGUCUACCUGGCAAUGUUCAUCCGCACAGAGCCGCAGCUGUUCCACGAGAUGCUGCGCCUGCGCGUGGGCUUGAUAAUCCAGGUGAUGGCCAAGGAGCUGUCCCGCACUCUCAACUGCGACGGCGAGGCGGCUUCGGAGCAUUUACUUAACCUCUCGCCCUUCGAGAUGAAGAAUCUCUUGUACCACAUACUCAGCGGCAAGGAAUUUGCGGUCAGCAGCGUGGCCCGAGGCAAUCUGUCUAUUGUAAGCUGCAAGAGCAGCCGCGUUAGUAAGAAGAGCCAAAUUGGAUUGGGCGAUCCUGAGGGUGAGGACGCCCUAAUAGCCACUAUUGACGACAGGCAGGGACAAUGGCUGCGACGCAGGCGACUGGACGGUGCCCUGAAUCGUGUUCCCCGUGAUUUCUAUUCGCGUGUGUGGACUGUUUUGGAAAAGUGCCAGGGUCUAGCCAUCGAGGGUCGUGUUCUGCAGCAGAGUCUGACUCAAGAGAUGACCCCGGGUGAACUGAAAUUUGCCUUGGAAGUGGAGACAGCUCUCAAUCAGAUACCACAGCCCGAGUACAGGCAAUUGGUGGUCGAGGCCCUUAUGGUACUAACCCUCGUCACCGAGCACAACAUGGUGCCCACACUAGGUGGCAUAAUUUACGUGGAGCACCUGGUCCACAAAGCCAACCAGUUGUUCCUUGAGGAUCAGCGCAAAGUGCAGGGUGAUGCCACUUUAUGCUGCGCGAAGAUCAAGGACGGCAAGGAGCAGCAGCAGGCCGCCUCCGGAAUGCUUCUGUGCGGCGGCGCCGCAUACAUCUGUCAGCAUCUGUACGACAGUGCUCCCAGCGGCAGUUACGGUACCAUGACCUACAUGUCCAGGGCGGUUGCCCUUGUGCUCGACUGUGUCCCCAAGCAUGGCGAGAUGGAGUGCGCCAUCUCCUGAAGCGGGCGUUCACUUAAUUUAAUGCCAAAAUCUCUGCAACUCUGGAUACGUCCGUACUUGUUCUCGCUCACUCGCACUUCAGCGCCCUCUCCCCGUCUCUCUCUCGAUCCUGCCUUUCUGUUUUUGUCUCUUUCCCUCUGACCUCAGACCCAAGCCCAACGAUAAUCUUAGUCAAAGGGCGCCUUGUAUAUAUAUUUUUUUUAACUUUUCCCAAAAAAGGAAGCACUUUGUUAAUGCGUUCCGUUCUGACCAAAAAAAAAAAAAAAAUAGUGAAGCCAAUUUAUUAUGGUAUUAGUAUGUGUUGACCUCUUGGAAAGAUAAUCCAAAACUCUACCCUGAAGACCUAUCCUUACCGGAGCCAUAUAGAAAGCCAACUCGCGCUGCUCGAUACAGAUUUCUUUUUUGUACUUGCGGCGACUACACUUUUGAUUGUUUUAACAUUAAUAUUUUUAAAUGACCCUAUUUUAUAUUAUACGUUUAAAUUGUAAAGUUGAACGCACAGCAAGAUUUACAAUAAAAAUGUGUUUGCAAUGUU